AUGCUGGAUAUACAUCCAACCCCACCACUAGUAGCCCUAGUCCUAGGACUCCUCCUCAUACUCCCCUUCCUCCUCAUCCCACAAUUGAAGGGAUGGACCAAACAAUCUUCACUUCUCCCGCGCCUCGCACAACUCUGGCGCUGGCGCCGCCAAUCCAGUGAAAUCGUCUCGCUGCGCAUGUACCCCAUCAAAUCCUGCCGUGGUUUCGAGGUCCAAUCCACCAUUCUCAAGGAACACGGUCUCGAUCUUGAUCGGCGCUGGAUGCUCGUCGAUGCAUCGACACGCGAGUUUCUGACUAUUCGUCAGAUUCCUGAUAUGACGCGCAUCGGUACGGGGUUAAGUGCUGAUGGGACUGAAUUGGUAGUCACCAUCCCGUCGAAGAGUACUUCUGCCGACAAACCUGCCGUUAAUACCGUCCGCAUCCCGUCCCAUCCAUCCCCGGAAUGGCUGGACGCUAACACUGUCGUGGCCCCGGUUAAAAUCUGGGAUAAUGAUACAGACGGAUAUAUCUACGGCGAUGCUGUCAAUGCCCCGUUCUCGGAGUUUAUGGGUCGUCCUGUUGCACUGGUGUAUAAGGGUCCGACACCGCGCGUGCUGAAGGGAAAUGGAGACCCCAAAGUGCUAGGCCGUGUCCAGAGUACCGGUUUCCCGGACGUAUUCCCCAUUCUGAUUGCCUCGGAAGCGUCAUUGGCUGAAUUGAAUACUCGGCUUCGUCGUGUGGAUGUUGAUCCGAUCACUGUCGAGCGUUUUAGACCGAAUAUCAUCGUCCGUGGUGAAACGCCUUGGGUCGAGGAUUCGUGGAAGACUGUGCGUAUUCGCAGUUCGUCUAAGAAGGGUGGCUUGAAUGAUGGGAUCUCCAAAAAAAAGGCUAACCAUGCACCUAUUGAUCUGGAUAUUGUUGCCCGCUGUGCGCGCUGUCAGGUCCCGAAUGUUAACCCGGAUACUGCGGCAAAACAUAAAAAACAGCCCUGGGAUAUGCUGGUUUCGUAUCGUCGUGUCGAUGAGGGUAUCAAGUAUAAGCCUUGCUUUGGGAUGUUGGCCGCGCCGAGGAGUGAGGGGCCUGUGGAAGUGGGCAUGAAGUUGGAGGUGCUGGAGGAGACGAAUCAACAUCGGUAUAUUACUGGAUUCUAA
Molecule: messenger RNA, 1131 nt
Organism: Penicillium cataractarum
Lineage: Eukaryota; Fungi; Ascomycota; Eurotiomycetes; Eurotiales; Aspergillaceae
Product: MOSC domain-containing protein
Exons: 1
Coding region: 1-1131 (376 amino acids)
Molecular function (GO): pyridoxal phosphate binding; molybdenum ion binding; catalytic activity
Source: RefSeq, a predicted model, not a curated record